Messenger RNA from Acyrthosiphon pisum (pea aphid), 540 nucleotides. RefSeq lists its product as uncharacterized. The coding region runs from base 1 to 540 and encodes 179 amino acids. NCBI's taxonomy places the organism in Eukaryota, Metazoa, Arthropoda, Insecta, Hemiptera, Aphididae. The record is from RefSeq and is a predicted model, not a curated record. The transcript has a single exon.
AUGGGUCCUAUAUAUAUGCCGGAACCUACUGAGGAUAUUUGGACAAAAUCAACGCAAGGUUUUUUUGAAAAAUGGCAAUUUCCUAAUUGUAUUGGAAGUGUAGAUGGGAAACACGUGACAAUUAAAUGUCCUAAUAAUAGUGGAUCAAAAAACUUUUGUUAUUUAAAAAAAUUUUCAGUCGUAUUAAUGGCAAUUGUGGACCCAGACUAUAAGUUUAUUUGUAUAGAUGUAUACAUUUGUAUAGAUGUCAGUGGAUAUGGACGAAACUCUGACGGGGGAAUAUUAGAAGAAUCUAUUAUGGGUAAGCGAUUAGAAGCUGGGACGUUGAAUGUACCUGAAGAUAAGCCUUUGCCCGGUAAAGUUGAAAAAUCGCCUAUGGUUAUUAUAGGCGAUGAAGCGUUUUCAUUAAAAACUUAUAUAAUGAAACCAUUUCCUAGACGACAAUCACGAAAUGAUAGAAAAAAGGAUACUUACAAUUAUAGAUUAUGCCGGGCACGAAGGGUAGUAGAGAAUGCAUUUGGAAUUUUAGCGAAGAAAUGA